AGCAAUUACAUUCUUGACAUUUCGUUAUAGUAAAUGUGUUUUAUAGUUUAUGUUCUGUGAAAAAAUUGGAAUUACCAAUAGAAUUAAUUUUACAAUUGAAAUGUGUAAGAAUUCAAAUGUGAAAAUAAGUGUAUAAGUAGUAUAUUUUUUAGUGCAUAAAUAUGUCUGAAGAACAGAAUGUGCCAGAUAAGCCUAUAAACAUCCCUUUGACUGUGCCCCAAAUUAAAGUUAAGCAAGAAAAAUUCGAUCCGGAGGUGGAAGCGAAAAUUAAUGCUAUCUCCAUAGCUAAUGUUGUAAUAAAGCGUGAAUUUGAAAAAGAAAACAAUAGUUUGAAGUCAAAUAAUGAAGAAGAUAAAUUCAGUAAAACAAAUGCUGAUGAUAAUGGAGAUGGUGAUGAGAGUGGUGAUGAUGGUGACAGUAGCGUAGACGAUAGUGAUUCUGGUAAUAACAUAAUUAAUAGACACGAUGCAAAUGGAAAAGAAACUAGUGUAGAUGAAGAUAAAAAAUCCAUUACACCGGUAAAAUCAUCCAAUGAAAUACUCGCUGAGCUCUUCCAAGUGUUCAAUGCAGCGCCUCCUGAGGAAUUGUUGGAUGAUAAAAGUCUACUUAAGAAGAGUCAUAAGCAUAAAAAGCACAAAAAAGAAAAGAAGAAAAAAAUUAAGCGUGAAAAAGAUGUUUUGACAGGAAAAGGGAGUUGUAGUGACAGCGCUGAGUCCAACCUUCCUGACCAUGAAAAAAAAUAUAAACACAAACAUAAGAAGAAAAAGAAACAUAAACACAAAGAUUCAAAGGAUGAGGUACGGGAUAAAAUUAAUGAUAAAGGUAAGAAGGAUAAAGGAAAGUCUAAAGAAAGGCAAAAAAGCAAAGAGAAGUUUAUUGAUGCAGCAAAGGACAUUUCAAAGCCAUCUUCACCGAAGCUCUCUAGAACUGAGCCAAAAGAUGUACAUCAACAGGAUAGUCGAUCACAUAAAAGACAAUCCGAUACACUUGGUACUGGUGCAACAAAUGCCAAAAAAACUCGUACAGAAAAUGACCACAGUCAUUCGAGGGAUAAAGGUGAUGAAAUCGAAAAAUACAGGGAGAGAGAUCGAGAUAAAGACACAAGUAGCGAACAAAUCCUUGAAAAAGAUAGAGCAAAGAACAAAAUAAAAGACCGGAAACAUAACAGUUUUUAUAAUGGUUUUGCGGAGUAUGAGUCCAACUCUAAAACAGUUUAUAUCAAGAAAGAACCAAACGAAUCAACUAUCAAGCAACACACACAUGACGGCCACAUUUCGGAAAUAUCUCUCUCUGACGAAGAGGAGGAUUAUCUUAAAGAUCGUCAUGUCAGCGAUGACCCAAAGAAUCGUCGAUUUGGGCAUGAUUACGCCAAUGAACGACCCUCAAAUAAUUUCUACGCGGGAAUAAAACGAAGUCGGAGCCGAGAUCGAGAUAGAAAUCGAAACCGUGAUCGUGAACGAGAGCGCGAUAGAAACUACCGUGGAGACGGACGAAGCCAUAGCAAGCGGCGAAGCCGCAGCCGUGGUCGUUCGCGCUCCCGUUCACGUGAUUUAGGUAUCGACAAGAAGAGACUACUCGAAAUAGCACGUAAAAACGCCAUCAGCAUGUUCAAACGCGGAAACUUGCCCGGCUGUGACAGUAUGUCACAGGAAGUCAAGGACAAAGUGUUGUUAAAAAUGCGAUACGGUGGAAAAACUGUGCAGGAUCUUACAGAUUUUUGUAAGAAGAUUUCAAACGGUGAAAAUCUGUCAGAUCUCAGCUCCGACGAAGAUUCCGACGUUGAUAAGAGUGGUAACACGAAAGCAUUUCACCAUCCCUUCCAGCUAAAAGAACGCGAACCGAUAGUAAUGCACAUACGCAAUGCUACUACUUUGCCAUUGCGGCCCACUUCAAACGACGCUGUAAAAGCCAUAACGAUGCAAUUCCCAGUUUCGUCUGGCCAACAGCAUCGCAUGACUGAAGCAUGGGUUCCCGUGGUACAGAAAGAUAAUUUACCACCAUUGCCGACAUUGCCUGCAGUCACACAAUCAACCACCAUAUUUAAAACAGGCGUCGUUAAGAACGUAUUUGAAAAAGCCAUCCCUGAAGAACAACAAGAACCCGCCUUCAAAUCAGUGCAACAACCAUCUGUAAAUAGUAAUGGAGAAAGUAAUUGUGCGGUGCCAAAUACAGUUGAUAAUAGUGCGACUCUAGCUACAAUCCCAAAUAUGCCAACAAAAAUACAAAUACCAACGCAGGUGCCUCUUGUUAAAACCAUCACAGAUGCACCAAUCGGUGUAAAACCAUUCUAUCCAGUGCCGCCUCCAUCUGUGACUGCUGCGGUUUCUGCACCUAUCACAAGCUGUCCUCCAAUACAGCCAACUGCGUUGCCGCCUUUACCACCUCCACCUAUUCAACAGAAAUUUGUUCCAGAUGUGCCAGUUCCAUCUAGUUCAGAUAUACCUGUCGGUGCUGCAAAAGUGUUUCCCGAACUCUCGGGACCACAACUAGACGUGUCCAGUAUUAUAUCUAAACGCUUACAAGCAAUGAGACGAUUACAGGAAAAUCCUAUGGACCCUGAAGCUAUUAAAAUGAUGUACAACUCACAAAAGGACAUGUCUUCAUGGGCGUCAUCCAAACAUUUACCAGGCCAAUUUACUGGUAGUACCGGCGCCAAUAUACUUUCAAUGCGCGAAUUGAAUGCGGGGCCACAAGCGUGGGCGCGACGGGAUCAGUUAAUAACAUCGCGUCCAGUGAGUGGAGGUAUGGGCAUGCAGUUACUACAAAAAAUGGGUUGGAAACCUGGUGAGGGACUGGGGCGUGACAAAUCUGGGUCCUUGCAACCAUUACUUCUUGACGUGAAGUUAGACAAACAUGGACUAGUCGCACGCGACGAUAAUAACGGCUACAAACAAAAACCGUGUAAAAAACAACGAGCGCAAAAUAAUAUACAACAACAACAACAGGAAUUAUUAGAAAAACACCCUGUUUGUCUGCUAAACGAGUUGACAUCCAAACGCAAGUGGACGCCACCAUUGUAUACGCUUGUUAACGAGGCCGGACCUUCGCAUAGUAGAAUGUUUUUAUUCUCAGUAUCAAUAAAUGGGCACACAUAUACACCGACACAGGGUUCAAAUACGAAAAAGGAAGCAAAAUUGAUUUCAGCACGCCAUUGUCUACAACAAAUGGGAAUCUUACCAAUGUAGUUUAUCAACUUGCUCUAAGCAUUGAAUCAUUGAAAAUGUCAUUUCUAUUACAGACUUCACUUAAUAUCAAUUCCAUUACUAUAAAUGUAAAAUUCUGUAAAAAGUGAACACAAACUAGAAAUUAAUAAAUUGAAAAUAUGUAAAUAAA
Messenger RNA from Bactrocera dorsalis (oriental fruit fly), 3333 nucleotides. RefSeq names its product protein Son (gene Son). Gene Ontology annotation, molecular function: RNA binding. Gene Ontology annotation, biological process: regulation of cell cycle; regulation of mRNA splicing, via spliceosome. NCBI's taxonomy places the organism in Eukaryota, Metazoa, Arthropoda, Insecta, Diptera, Tephritidae. The coding region runs from base 162 to 3185 and encodes 1007 amino acids. The record is from RefSeq and is a predicted model, not a curated record. The transcript is spliced from 2 exons.